AUGGCACCAUAUGAAGUUUUGUAUGGCCGAAAAUGUAGAUCUCUGAUAUACUGGACUGAAGUUGGGGAUAGGGUCUUACUUGGACCUAAACUUGUGCAGAUAACUACCGAUAAAAUCAAAGUUAUUCAACAAAGGCUUAAGACAGCUCAGAGCCGACAAAAGAGUUAUGUAGAUGUCGGAAGAAGGCCCCUUGAAUAUGAGGUUGGUGAUCAUGUAUUCAUCCGUGUGAAUCCAAUGAAAGGCCAAUUAAGAUUUGGUAAAAAGGGUAAAUUAUCACCCUGUUACAUUGAAUCGUUUCAAAUCCUAGAAAGGCUUGGUCCAGUUGCUUAUAGAGUUGCUUUACCAUCGGGAAUGGAGCAAAUGCACAAUGUGUUUCAUAUAUCAAUAUUGAAGGGCUCUCUCCGAGAUCCAUUCCAUGUGAUUGACUAUCACCGAAUAGCACUUGACGAAUAUAUGGAGUACAAGGAAUGGCCAGAACGGAUCAUUAACCGACAAGUAAAGCAACUAAGGAACAAAUCCAGUCCACUGGUAAAGAUGGAAUGGAAAGAACAUUAUGGAAGAGAUGCCACGUGGGAGAAGGAAGAAGAGAUGCGACAACACUACCCACAUUUGUUUUCAACGGAAGGAAACAUAAGUUUGGGGGACCAAACUUUCUAA
Camellia sinensis is the source of this 657-nucleotide messenger RNA. RefSeq lists its product as uncharacterized. The record is from RefSeq and is a predicted model, not a curated record. Lineage: Eukaryota; Viridiplantae; Streptophyta; Magnoliopsida; Ericales; Theaceae.